GUGCUGGCUCACUAUGGCACGUUCGAGGCGCCUGUGCUCGCGGAUACGACCUUCGAAGAAAUCCAGAAGCAUUUGUUGAAGGGCAGACCGUUUGUAGUCACUGAUGGAGCUCGUGGCUUGCCCAUGGCGGAAUGGGACUGCGAAUUCGUGCGGAAGCAGUUUCCACAAUCAAGGAUUCGACAUGAGGGCGGUUCCAGUGAAAUGAAUGACAUCCGGAUGAGCAGCAACUGGCCGGAGACGGCCAAGGCAUAUCCUGAUGCUAGCAAGUAUCCGGAGGGGGCCCCAAAGACGCGGCCUUUCUACUGGGACAUCGCCAAAGCAUACCAAGCAGAGCGGGAGCGGAAGUGGGGCAAAGAUCCUGCAACGGUCGUCAAGAAGAUCUUGGAGACCAGCCAGGUCCCCUACUGGCUGCCUAAGCAGAGCGCCAAGGAUAUGGGCCAUAGUUCUGAAAUGUGGUUUCAUCCGAAAGGGGCCGGUGCCCGUGCACACAUGGACCCUCACUGCUCCACUACAGUAUCUUUUUGCUUCUCGGGCGAGCGCAAGUGGCGGAUGAUGGUACCGCCUGCUGCACCACACUCGGAGGGCUACUUUGACGGAGAGAUCUAUGGAGCGCAGAACCCGUCCAGACGUGGCGAGUGGCAGCCAACUUUCGAGCUUCAAGCUCCAAAUGGAUCCGCUGUAGUUGUUUAUCCAGGAAUGAUUCACGAAACUGUUUCUACGGCUGAUGAAUGCUCGUCCUCUGUCUCCCAGACAUUCUCUGUUCCGACUCCUGCGGCAUACUACCGCGCCUUUUGGCCACGUUUCGCGCUGAUCGGCGAGGAUGUGGGUGGUUGCGGGCACGUUGUGGAGAGCCUGGUCACGCUUGGAAGCGGUGCCAAAGUCCGGCCAGCGCCGGACCCUGCUGCAAGAAAGGCUGCGAAGCAUUUCAAUCACAAGGUGGACACCAACAGGGACGGGCAAAUCUCCGCAGAUGAGCUCAUGGCUCUUCAAAAGGGCCGCGGUCCUGGGCUUGCCGAGCUCAUCAGCUUCCAUGACACCAACGCUGAUGGCAGCGUUUCGUCGGAAGAGCUGAUCGGUAGCUAUGUCAUGUUUGCCACAGCCAGCUUCCGAGCAUCAAAGCAGGGACGCAAUACUGAGUUAUGA
This is a messenger RNA of Symbiodinium pilosum, 1143 nucleotides long. The record is from the annotation of a GenBank genome assembly. NCBI's taxonomy places the organism in Eukaryota, Dinophyceae, Suessiales, Symbiodiniaceae.